This is a messenger RNA of Gaeumannomyces tritici R3-111a-1, 1464 nucleotides long. RefSeq lists its product as hypothetical. The record is from RefSeq and is a predicted model, not a curated record. NCBI's taxonomy places the organism in Eukaryota, Fungi, Ascomycota, Sordariomycetes, Magnaporthales, Magnaporthaceae. The coding region runs from base 1 to 1464 and encodes 487 amino acids. The transcript has 2 exons.
AUGUUGGCGCAGGCCAAUCUCAUCAGCGCGGCCAAGUUCGCCGUGCCGCUGGUGAUAUUCGUCUGGACAUUCGUCUACAUGACGUCGUCGUCACCGCGCGCGACCUACGGCCAGGUCAUGCGCAAGUUCAAGGACCAGCGCACCCUGUUCGUGUCCGACUUCCUCGAGAACGAGAUCGACGGCCCGUUCGACGGCAAGCCCAUCGAGGCCAUGUGUGCCUCUAAGACGUGGAACCGCGACUGGAUCCUGCAGUGCGACGCGGUGCCCGAGGGCGUUGGCACCGUCAGGAACGGACACCUUCAGUGCAUCCGCCUGGCUAUCGAGUUGGGAGCCAGCGGCUUGAUCCUCCCCGAGAUAAUCCAGCGGUCCGAGCACGACAUCGCCAAAGCGGUCCCCAACUCCAAGGGCCCGGUACGCGGCGUCUCUCUCGACUACUUCUUCGACAAGGAGCACUUGACGACUAGCCUGGGGCGGCUGUGUCCGCAGAUGAAGCUCUAUUCGUCCAUAAACGACCUGGCCAACGUCCCGUCGGUUUUGAACGGCAUCAAGCUCGAAAUCCCAAAGGCGUUUGCUUCCAAGGCGGUUGUUCCCAUUUCGCUGGUCCACGGCACCGUCGUAGCCGACGUACAAAAGCUAUCCCAGGCCGUCAGGGCGCAUAUCAAGUCCAAGGACGACGCCAAGCUGCGUCCGCUCAAGAUGCAGCUCCCAUGGGCGGCUUUUUGGUAUCCCGUGGCGUCAGACCCGCCCGAGUUCGUGGCCAGCUUCGGGCGUCUCCUGCGCGUGCGGGCCGACGCCCGCCGCCUGGCCGCCGAGACGCUGUUUGCUCUGCGCGCCAGCUACGGCCUGGACCUGGACCCGAGGAGAGCGCGGCCGUCCGGGUCCGGGCCUGAGACGGGCGGGGCGCUCACCAAGUCCUUCAUGGGAGUGCGGCUGCGCACCGACCGCGACAUCCAGGUCAAGUCCCCGCCGUGGCCGUCGUACGUGGACCAGGCGCCUCACUUCCUCGGGCUCAUGGCGGAGCGCAAGGCACCCGUCAUGUACCUGGCGCAGGGCGCGUCGGCCGCCAACGAGACGUCACUCAAGGCGCGCGGGGAGGACCUGGGCGCGACCGUGGUGACCAAGUGGGACCUGCUCGAGGGCGCGGGGCUGCAGGCCGAGGUGCAGGCGCUCCACGCGCUCAGCUGGGACCAGCAGUCGCUCGUCGACUACGAGGUCAUGCUGCGCGCGGGCCUGGUGGCGGGCAUCGCGCACUCGAGCUUUGCGUGGAACCUGGCGGCGCGCCGGAGAGUGGCGUAUGGCGUUGCUCACAAGGCGCUCGGCAUCAACGCGUCGCGCGCCGAGACGCUGCAGCUUCCGAAGGGGAACGUCCAGUACCAGGACUCGCAUACCGUCAUCUUCAGAGCCGGGACUGGCAUGACGGCGCCCAAGAACGCCGAAGCCAUGGAGCUUACCAUUUGGCCAUGA